Molecule: messenger RNA, 2878 nt
Organism: Jatropha curcas
Lineage: Eukaryota; Viridiplantae; Streptophyta; Magnoliopsida; Malpighiales; Euphorbiaceae
Product: Phototropic-responsive NPH3 family protein
Molecular function (GO): protein binding
Source: RefSeq, a predicted model, not a curated record
UGUUUGCGGUUGGUGGUUUUCUCGUUUGGGGUUUUAACUGGGCAUGAAGUUCGGCUUUUGAUGGGCACACAUAAUACACUAUUCGCACUUGUGUGUGUUUUUCUUAGCUGUAAAGAAGGCCCACCGGACUUGCCUACGCUACGCACGGCCACAAUUGAUUCGCUUAGACUCUUCAAACGUUUUUUGGUGCUUCUUUUGCUUGGCCCUGCUCUCUUUAUUUCCCUUUUAAAACCGUGAUGUAGAAGUAAUACUUAACAUCUCUUCGUAGGUAAUUUAAUUUCCCUCUUGUUUUAGAAUCUUUUCUUCUCAUGCCCACCUAAGCUUUAGCCUAAUUUAAGGAUCAAAAAAGGGUCCUUGUUCCUUCUUAGCUUAAUCAUGGCCCCUGCAGGGAAAGUUACUGGGUUUCAUAGAGAGGGCAAUGACUGGUCUUGCAAUGCAGGGUUGCCAAGUGAUAUCACUGUCGUCGUGGACGGCAUAAACUUUCACCUUCACAAGGAAUUGCGGAAAUGAGCAGUAAUGAAUAUGUGUGGAAUGGUUCGUGGUGGUCAGGAAUGUAUUUAGGUCACUAGGCAACCGAGGACCAAAUUUUCCAUUAGUAUCAAAAUGCGGGAAGAUAGCACGAAUAUGUGAAGGAUCUCUUGAAAAAGUGUUCAGCACUGCCCUUGAAGAAUUCCCUGGUGGACCUGACACUUUCUUGGUCAUAGUAAAAUUUUGUUAUGGCAUGCGGGCAGAAUUGACACCAAGAAACAUAGUAAUUGUGUCUUGCGCGGCAGAUUACCUUGAAAUGACAGAGGAUUAUGGAGAAGGUAACUUGCUUUCCAAAACGGACGGUUUCUUCCACAAGAACAUACUUCGAAACUGGAAGGACUGCCUAUUGGCUCUUCAAAGUUCUGAUCCUGUUUUGCCAAGAGCAGAAAAACUCCAGAUAGUAGGUAAAUGUUUGAAUGCUUUAUCUAUGAUGGUCUGCACAGAUCCUAGUUUGUUUGGAUGGCCCAUGAUGAUGUAUGGCAGCUUACAGAGCCCAGGUGGUAGCAUCCUGUGGAAUGGAAUAAACACUGGAGCUAGAAUCCGAAGCACAGAAUCUGACUGGUGGUUUGAAGACAUUUCUUACCUUAGCGUGGGUUUGUUUGAAAAACUAAUCCAUACAAUGGAAAUAAGAGGAAUAAGACCUGAAAAUCUUGUGGGUGCAAUUAUGUACUAUGCUAGGAAGUACCUACCAGGUCUGGGCCGGUGGCAGAGUGGACAAAGUAGCAAAACUAGAACUGUUGCUAGUUUCAGUUUGACACCUGCUGCUGUUGAUCAAAGGGUUCUUUUGGAAACCAUUGAAAGGCUUCUCCCAGAAAAGAAGGGGAAAUCUUUCUGCCGCUUUUUACUGGGACUUCUUCGUGUUGCACUGAUUUUGGGUGUCAGCCAAACAUGCAAGGACUCUUUAGAGAGGAGAAUAGGGAUGCAACUGGAAAUGGCAACCUUGGAUGGCCUUCUUAUUCCCACAUACUCAGAUUCUGAUACUUUAUAUGACACUGACUGCAUGGAACGGAUAAUCUAUCGCUUCAUGACCUCAGAAUCAAAGAUAACAUCAUUUUCUCCACCAUCAUUGGACCUGGAAACAUCACCAUCUUCUGAACCAUUAAGGAAAGUCGCUAAGUUGGUGGAUAACUAUAUAGCAGAGGUUGCUUCGGAUGUAAAUUUGAAACCCAGGAAGAUACGAUCUCUUGCAGAGGCCCUUCCAGAAUCUUCAAGACCAUUGCAGGAUGGGUUAUACAGAGCUCUGGAUAUAUAUUUCAAGGCACACCCUUGGCUCUCAGACAGAGAUAAAGAAGAACUAUGCAAUGUUAUUGACUACCAGAAACUAUCCAUUGAUGCCUGUGCCCAUGCUUCACAGAAUGAAAGGUUACCGCUUAGAGUUGUUCUUCAAGUCCUGUUCUUUGAGCAGAUGCAGUUGAGAACUGCUCUUGCUGGCUGUUUGCAUGUCUUGGAUGCUGAAGGUGCCCCUGCAGGUCCCAUGUCGGUCCCAGGUGACACAGCAGGGCAAAUUGUACAGAGAGAUGGUUGGGUAACUGUUGUGCGUGAGAACCAGGUACUAAAGGGAGAUAUGGAAAAUAUGAGGUCUAGGGUUGGGGAGCUUGAAGAAGAAUUUAGUAAAAUAAAGCAAGAGAUGAAGAGGGUGACUAAAUCACACAGCUCACUUAGUUCCCCUCGCUUGGUUGCCUGGAAAAUGGGGUGCAAGCUUCUUCCACGAUCCUCAGAUGCACAACCAGAUGCAGUUGACAGCACUGGACCCACUCCAAGAGCAUCAGUUGAGCAACCACGUUCUUCUCGUCAUUCUAGACAUAGGAAAAGUUUCUCUUUGUUUUGAUAGCUAAGCUAACACAGGGGAAAGACUUUAAACAUGAAAUAUGUGUAUAAAUGAAAAGGCAGUACAGAAAAGGUCGCGCGAUUGUCUAGCAGCACGUGAUCAAGAUAUAAGGGAGGACUUCUGCUUCUUCCGAUCCUUUAAAGCAUACUUCUUCUAAAGUUUAAUUCAGCAUUUGAAGGGGAAUUUUUCUUUCCCAAAUUUUUGGAGAGGUGGGUCAUGUUGAAUUUUGAACAAGUUGAAAAUGUGAUAUGCUCCAGUCCAAAUCUGGCAUUAUAGGCAUGCUAUUCCAGAUUUAGAGUGGAGCUACCAGACAACACACAUCAUCACAGAAAAGAAAUGUAAUUAUGACAUAUAAACUGUUUUCUUUUAUUCUUUUGUCAACCCUCUUACAGGUGUGUUUCUGUGCAUUGUUUUGUAAGAUCGUAAUUGGGAAUAUGUCAGAAAAUUCAUGUUGCAUUGUGUAAAUAUCACCUCUUUUUCCUUUGUUUUACGAAAUUAUGAGUUUAUUGGAUUCCUACUGAA